GGGACGCUGCCGGAGCCGGAAAGAUGUCAGCGCCCGCUGUCAAGUACCUGCGGUGAGGGCUCUGUUAGUCAAUAGGAACUUGGAACGCGACGCCCCGAGUCCAGGGUGGUCCCAGUACAGGCAGUGGGGCCAGAGAAGCGAGCGCUAGGUGUUCCAGGGCUGCAGUCGCUCCAGAUGUAAACUAGCCCCGAGAUCCCAGGGUUUUUGAAGUGCCCAGCCUUCGCCUUGGACAUGGCCACCCCCUUUUCCUUCUCUAGGACUCGGCCGGAGGAAGGGCUGUGGGCAAUGCUGUGAGGAUUCUCUCUCGAUAUCCCGGAGUCCCGGGGGGAGGCCGCCACGCUGACGUCCGAGGAGACAGGCCCUGAACCCAGGCUGACUAUGAAGAGUGACCCCUCGGCCUCUGCAGCCCCCCUCAGGGGCCUUGUGGGGCCCCUGCGGAGCAGUGAGCCGGUGCGUGUCACCCCAACCCCGUCGGCUGCUGUGGUUCUGCUGGAGGAGGCGGCCGACCUCUUGGUGGUGCACCUGGACUUCCCUGGGGCGCUGCAGACCUGCGAACGUGCCUGGCUGAGCCUGGACAAGGACGGCCCAGCAGAGGAGCCCGCGGGCACCUCCUCGGAGGUGAAAUGUUCCUUGUGUGUUGUGGGCAUCCAGGCCCUGGCCGAAAUGGAUCGGUGGCAGGAAGUCCUGCCCUGGGUUCUUCGGUAUUACCAGGUCCCUGAAAAGUUACCCGCCAAGGUCCUGGAGCUGUGUGUUCUUUUAUACAGCAAAAUGCAAGAGCCUGGAGCCAUACUGGAUGCGGCCAGAGCCUGGCUUCAAGACCCAGACAAUCAAGGCCUUCCAGAGUACGGAGCCUUGGUACAACUUCACCUGCACCGAGUGCUGCUGCCUCUGGGCUGCUUGUCGGAGGCUGAGGAGCUAGCGGUGGGCUCUGUGACCUUCAGUGAGGAACAGCGGCUGGAUGCACUCCAGGCCAUUAGUACAGCAAGGAAGCAGCAGAACCAGCAGCUCUCCCACUCCAAGGAGGUCCAGAAGCUAAACCAGGCCCAGAAGCUAAACCAGGAAGAUUCCUUCUCCCACAAGUUCCUGUCACUACUGAUGCUGCUUCGCCGACUUUGGAACUCUGCAGUGAGCCACUUCUUUUCCCUGCCCUUCAGAAAGAGCCUCCUGGCUGCCCUGAUCCUCUGCCUCUUGGUGGUGAGGUUUGAUCCAGCUUCUCCUUCUUCCCUGCCCUUCCUCUACAAGCUGGUUCAGCUCUUCCAUCGGAUCCGGGAGACCAUGUUUUCUCCCUUCUACCCGCUCCCCACCCACGACUGAGUGUUCGUCUCCUUCCCCUCAACCUGUCACAUCUGUGGUCACAGAAGCAGAGUAACUCAUCUGUCAGAGCCUGUUUCCUGUUGCAGACUGAGCCUCUCCAGGAGUGUGGCCAACCUAGUUCUAGAAAGAGCUGUUCCAGUCAGGCGAACUACACAGUUUCUCUCCCCUUCACACCCUUGCACCUUGGCUGGCCUCACUGGGUAACAUGGAGACAAAGUGGGUCAGAGGGCACAAGUCCUUGAGAACAGACCCCCUUAAGCCCAGAGGCCCUUCUUAGAGGAGGAAUUUGGGAAAGGAGAGUGCAUCCAUUCCACCUUCUUGGCAAAGACAAGCAGUGGAUUUUUCAAGUUAAGGUGUUAAAGAAGAUGGAAGUUCAGAAAAACCCUGAUGGAGUGAAUGACCUUUGGCCUUUCACUUCACUGAAAACCUUGCCUCUGAAAAUUGCUCCCGAAGGCUUACCUAGGCAGGAAGGUCUGAGAGGGUCUCUUUCUCUUCAUCUGUGCCUCUCCCACAGGAGGAAAACCACCCUUCCCCUGGUUUCACAAUGGGCUGGAAGCUGCUCCAGCCCUGUGUUCACUCCAGGGUUCUGCUUUCAGAACCAACCAGGUGACUCUUUAAAAAAAAAGCAAAGUGAGGCUGCCCAGCCCUUCCCACUGGGUAAAUGAUCUUGCUUGGUAGCUCUUGGGCUUCAGCUCAAUUUUCCAGCUUGUCAGUGGCCAAGUCCUGCUCCAUUACUCUCAGUAUCUCUGUCCUCUCUUCCCCUCCUGCUGCCUGCAGUGGUGUUUUUGUACUUUGCCCUGUGGCCGUUUCACCAGGUUCUCCCUGUAACCUGCCCCCUUGCUUCCCACGUGACUGCUGCCCCCCUUUCUGUGUCCUGUUGUUCUAGUUAUAUUCCAUUGUUGGUAUAACGCACAAGUUUUUCUGCUCAUGUGAUGGUGAAAAGUAGGCCAGGCUCGGAGGCAGAUGAGCUGAAAAUGGAACUGGGUAAUCAGGUGAGCUGGAAACAACAUGCUGAGGGAGUUGGCAGCAGGGAGACAGGGUUUAGAAGACAGUAACAAUUUUAUUCAUUGUUAAGGGGAGGAGGCUUCCCCGACUUAGUGUUUGAGUAACCAAUGUUUUGGUCACUGGCCACAGGAGUCUUACACAUGCAAAGCCCUGUGCUGGGAGGGCUGGACAAGCUGCAGCAGGGCGGCCUUUCUGGACCGAAGGUCAAGGAACCUGCCCCUGCUGGGCCCCGGUCACUGUUGAUGCCAAGAGCACAGGAGCUGCCUAUUUGCUUUUCUGUGGCACAGUCAUGUGGAGUGGGAGUCAACAAUUCUCUUUUAGAAAAGUGGGCAGGGUAAGGAAGUUUCACAGGCCCUUGGGAGGUUAAGACCCUAGGAUGUGGUCUAACUCUAGGAAACAAAUCUAUGCUUUCAUGUAUGGGCUUUUAAACAGAGUUAAGAAUCCCGGGUGCGAAGGGAGAUGGGUCAGCUGUCAGUUCUCUCCUUUAAAAUGAUUUCUUAAAAUGAAAACCCACUCUUGUUCACUAUCCUAGAUCAAGCUCUUUAAUGGCUUCCCAAGACCAACAGGAUAAAAUCCAGGCUCUUCUUCAUGGAAUUUUAGGUCCCUUGUGCGCUGCUUUUGGCUGACACCUCCACUUUCACAUGGGCCCUCUGCUCCUUAUGCUCCCCGCCCUCCAGCGACCCGGCCAGCCUCAGCUUUCUGAUGUCUGCGUGUUCCCUCACACCGCUGUGCCUUUCCCAGCUCCUGCUCCUCUGCUCUGUCCGGUGCCCUCCUUGGCCUGGUGAGCUCCUCGACCGAGCAGACUUAUUCAAGGUCACCGCUGGGCUCCUUUCCUAAUGUCGCUACUCCCAGGCCUCCAUUUCGUACCCCUGCUGUGGUAGUGACCCAUGGCCUUAUAAUUGUGAAAUUCUUUAUCGCCUCCGGUCUCAGUGAGCUCGUGAAGCUGGGGAGUUGCGACUUGUUGCAGUGUUAAGAGUCAGGCUGGAGCCCUGCCCGCCUGCACUCACAAGGUUUGACUGUUGGAAAGUGAUUUAACCUGUCUGGCUGUUCUCAACCCUAUGGCAGGGCUUGCCUCAUAGGGACUUUGAGUAAAGGCGAUCCUGCUUAGGAAGUCUUCAGCUUCUUCUCCUGCCUGAAGAGCUCCCAGGAGCUCGCUCUCCCUGUGGCUCAGCCGGGAGCCUGGGAGUUGGGUAUUCAGAGUUGUCUAAAUAAAUGGGUAGAACUGAAAUGCGCUUUGGGUGAGUGUGUGGGCUUUGUAUUGUGAAACCCUGAGUCUAAAGAAGACCUAAUUCUGUGCAACUCAUUUUCCCGUCUCUCCCUGAAGUUCCCCAGCGGCGUUCUGCCUGCAGGCCUCCAGGUUCCCUGCUUUAUGUUUGCCGAUCUCUGCAGUGCUGCCUGCUAACCAGCCUUCCUUCCUCAUCAGACAGGGAACUUAGAACCAAAACUGCUUUGACAACUUUAACCUCUUCUAAGGAUGCAGGCAGGUCCUCAUGUCAGUCUUCAGUUCUGGGCUUAAGAGGUCAGAAGCAAAGGAAGGACUUUUUUGUUAGACUUACAGAUACUGUAAGCCGUUAGGCAGAUGUGGCUUUUGAGCUCUGGAACUAUGAUUGGUCCAAAUCAAGAUGUUCUGUAAAUAUAUAGUAUACUUUGGAUUUCAAAGAUUCAGUACCAAAAAAGAGAAAAUGGAAACUCAGUAAUUUUUAUAAUGAGUGCUUGUUGAAAUAAUAUUUUGGAUAUAUUGGGUUAAAUAA
Molecule: messenger RNA, 4070 nt
Organism: Talpa occidentalis (Iberian mole)
Lineage: Eukaryota; Metazoa; Chordata; Mammalia; Eulipotyphla; Talpidae
Gene: PEX26
Product: peroxisomal biogenesis factor 26
Exons: 5
Coding region: 379-1314 (311 amino acids)
Biological process (GO): protein import into peroxisome matrix; protein import into peroxisome membrane
Cellular component (GO): peroxisome; peroxisomal membrane
Molecular function (GO): protein-containing complex binding; ATPase binding
Source: RefSeq, a predicted model, not a curated record